Jaculus jaculus (lesser Egyptian jerboa) is the source of this 2045-nucleotide messenger RNA. It is a transcript of the gene Mtpap, whose product is annotated as mitochondrial poly(A) polymerase. The record is from RefSeq and is a predicted model, not a curated record. The transcript has 9 exons. Gene Ontology annotation, molecular function: poly(A) RNA polymerase activity. Lineage: Eukaryota; Metazoa; Chordata; Mammalia; Rodentia; Dipodidae. Gene Ontology annotation, cellular component: mitochondrion. Bases 20 to 1774 code for a protein of 584 amino acids.
GGUCUGCGCUGCUUCGACCAUGGCGACUCGCGGCGUGGGACUGCUGACCCGUUUGCCCCUGUGUUCCCAGAGAAGAAGUCGAGGCCAGCGGCUUCCAUUCAGGCUUCUCACUUGUCAAGGGACGGUGGCUGCGGACCUUCGAGGGGGCGAGCGGCCGUCGGGGAGCGUGGAGACAGGCUCUGAAGACAAGACUCCCAAGAAGAGGUUCUCUGAGCUGCAGCAAGAACGAAGAGAACAGGCCCAGCGGAGUGUCUUAAUACAUUGUCCAGAUAAAAUCAGCGAAAAGAAGUUUCUCAAGUAUUUAUCCCAGCAUGGGCCCAUUAACAAUCAUUUCUUCUAUGAGAGCUUUGGUCUCUAUGCUGUUGUAGAAUUUUGCCAGAAAGACAGUAUAAAUUCACUGCAGAAUGGAACUGUUACUCCAAGCCUGAGAACAGAGGCUGCCAUUCCCUUCCGGUCACGUUUCUUCAACCUAAAGCUGAGGAGUCCCUCCAACCAGACUUCUGAGCAGUCCAGUGUGCAGCCGAAUAAUCAGUCACCUCCCUCGAGCAAGAAGCUUCUUGAAUCACUUUGCUAUGCAGAAAGUGUAGACGAGCAGCUGAACACCCUGCUCAGGGCCUGGCAGCUGACCGAGGAGAGCACCAGACUCCGCUACCUGACCUGCUCCCUUGUGGAGGACAUGGCCGCUGCCUACUUCCCUGGCUGUGCAGUCAGGCCCUUCGGCUCCUCGGUGAACACUUUUGGGAAACUGGGAUGUGAUUUGGACAUGUUUAUGGAUCUAGAUCACAUUGGAAAACUCGAUAGUCACAAGAAUGCAGGAAAAUUUUUGGUGGAAUAUCAAGUGAAAAAUGUUCCUUCAGAAAGAAUUGCAACCCAGAAGAUCCUGUCUGUGAUAGGAGAGUGCCUUGACCAUUUUGGCCCUGGUUGUGUGGGUGUGCAAAAAAUACUCAAUGCUAGAUGUCCACUUGUGAGAUUCUCCCACCAGGCCUCUGGAUUUCAGUGUGAUUUGACUACUAAUAAUAGGAUUGCCUUGAAAAGCUCAGAACUUCUUUAUAUCUAUGGGGCCCUGGAUUCAAGAGUGAGAGCCCUGGUGUUCAGUGUGCGCUGCUGGGCCCGAGCUCACUCGGUAACAAGCAGUAUUCCUGGUGCUUGGAUUACGAACUUUGCCUUGACGCUGAUGGUCAUCUUUUUCCUCCAGAGAAGAUCGCCCCCUGUUCUCCCAACUCUGGAUUUCCUCAAAACCCUUGCAGGUGCUGAAGAUAAGUGUAUAAUAGAAGGUAACAAUUGUACAUUUGUCCGUGACUUGAAUAAAAUCAAACCUUCAGAAAACACAGAAACUCUAGAAUUACUGCUGAAGGAAUUCUUUGAAUAUUUUGGCAAUUUUGCUUUUAAUAAAAAUUCCAUAAGCAUCCGACAGGGAAGGGAACAGAACAAGCCAGAUUCGUCGCCUCUCCACAUUCAGAACCCUUUUGAAACGUCUCUCAACAUAAGCAGAAAUGUCAGUCAGGGACAGCUACAAAAAUUUGUAGAUUUGGCCAGAGAAAGUGCAUGGAUUUUAGAGCAGGAAGGGGUAGAUCACCCUUCCCCAUCCCAUAAUCAGCCUUGGGGGCUGGCAGCGCUCCUGGUGUCCUCCUUAGCCAGCGGCAAGUCUUCCUCAGGAAAGAAGAGGAGAAGGCCUGCGAGUGAGAGAGUCAAAAGCUUGUUGGAGUCCAUAAGAGGUCCCAGCGCGGAUGCGAACGCUGAUGGGAAAAGAACACUUAGCACGCAGACCCAGUGACUGCUGCAGCCUUGCCCUGAGCACAGUGGACCGUGGGGAAGAGCUGGUCUGAGACUGGCCGCCUUUCUGAGCGUCAGCCGCGGGAGUGGGCCGGAGAUCGGAGCCGCUUUGAAUUCUGCGACGCGAAGGAUAAAAGUCAGUUUAUGUCCACAUCACCCCCUCCUUGGAAAACACUUCAAAAGACUUUUAGUUAUAUAUGUACAUAUAUAUACAUAUACACACACAGAGAGAGGAUUAUAAUAAAUAUCUGAAAUUUGGUGAUACUCUUUAA